AUGCGACGUCAAGGACCAGCUGUAAGAGUGCCUGUUGAUCCUGAGAUAGAGAAGACUUGCCGACAGAACAGAAGAAACAAAAGGUUGGAAAGAGUUGUACAAAGGAUUGAGCAAGAGGAAGUUAUGGCCAACAACUAUAAUAAUGGGGGUGCCAUAGAAGACCAGGCUAAUGGUCUGAAUCCACCCGACCGUAGCCUGAGGGACUAUGUGUUGCCAACAAUGACAGGGGUCCAGUCUUGUAUAAGACCACCCACCAUAGAUGCAAACAAUUUUGAAAUAAAGCCAGCCAUACUUCAGAUGGUUCAAUCCACAGUCCAGUUUGGGGGACUACCCACUGAAGACCCAAACAUGCAUCUAUCUAACUUCAUGGAGCUCUGUCAGACAUUUAAGAUGAAUGGAGUUAGUGAUGAUGCUAUCAGACUCAGAUUAUUCCCAUUUUCUCUGAGGGAGCGAGCCAAGAGUUGGUUGGUAUCUUUGCCACCUAACUCAAUCAAUACAUGGAAUGAUCUUGCACUAAAGUUCCUCUCCAAGUUCUUCCCUCCAGCAAAGGCAGCUAAGCUAAGGGGGGAGAUCAACAACUUCUACCAGCUGGAUAAUGAAUCUCUAUAUGAGGCGUGGGAGAGAUUUAAAGACUUGAUAAGGAGGUGCCCGCAUCAUGGGAUAGAGAGAUGGAUGUUAGUCCAUAACUUUUAUAAUGGGUUGUGUGGUACCACUCGCACACUCAUUGAUGCAGCAGCUGGUGGGGCAUUUAUGAGGAAGAGCGCCAAUGAGGCGUAUGAUUUGUUAGAAGAAAUGGCCAUUAACAAUCAACAGUGGCCUACUGAAAGAGGUAACUCGAAGAAAGUGGCUGGUUUGCAUGAGAUUGAUGCAAUAUCUAAGUUAACUGCUCAAGUUGAGGCUUUGACUAAACAGCUGCAAGGCAGUACAAUGGUAACCCCCGUGAUGCAAGCUCAAACUAUGUGUGAAUUAUGUGGGGGUCCUCAUGCUUAUGAAAAAUGUCAGUACGCGGAUGUCAAUAAUAUGCCAUUGGAACAAGCUCAAGCCAUUGGGAAUUUUCCUCGUCAAAACAAUAACAAUCCUUAUUCAAAUUUCUAUAACCAGGGUUGGAGGAAUCACCCCAAUUUUUCUUGGAAGAAUGACCAACAAGGCCAGUCUUCAGUUCAGCCGUCACAGCAACCAUUUCAGCAGCCACCUCCUGGGUUUUACCAAUUGCCCAUGCGACAACAACAGAAUCGUAUGAGACAGCCUGAUACUCAAUCUGAUGUUCUUAAUCAAUUCAUGACUGAAACGCGGUCUUCUAUUAGAAAUUUGGAGAACCAGAUUGGGCAAUUGGCUACUCUUAUGGCAAACCGUGCUCAAGGUAACCCUCCUAGCACCAUUGAAGUCAAUCCAAAAGAAGAGUGUCAGGCUAUUACAUUGAGAAGUGGGAAGAAAUACGAAGAGCCAAGUGUGGAGCAGUCAGAUGAAGACAAGGUUCAGGAUCAACAAGCACAGGGCACAGUGGAAAAGAAGCAAGGUGAAAACAAGGUUACUGUAUACCUCCCAACCAAAGAAGCUACACCACAAGUGAGCAUAGAUCACCACAUCAAGAUUCCCUACCCACAAAGGCUCCGCAAGAACAACCUUGAUAAGCAAUUCUCAAAGUUCCUUGAAAUAUUCAAGAAACUACAUAUCAAUAUCCCAUUUGCGGAGGCCUUGGAGCAAAUGCCAAGGUAUGUUAAGUUCAUGAAGGAUAUUUUGGCCAAGAAAAGGAAGUUGGAGGAAUGUGAGACAGUGGCACUUACUGAGGAGUGCAGUGCAAUCUUGCAGAUGAAACUACCUCCCAAGCUUAAAGAUCCGGGUAGUUUCAAUAUUCCAUUCUCUAUAGGGGGCUCAGUCGAAACAAAAGCUUUAUGUGAUUUAGGGGCAAGUGUGAAUCUAAUGCCUCUAUCUAUUUUUCGAAGGCUAAAAUUGGGAGAAGCUCGCCCUACAACGGUUUCCUUACAGAUGGCUGAUCGCUCCAUUAAACAUCCUCGUGGAGUGAUAGAGGAUGUCUUGGUGAAGGUGGGUAAAUUUAUUUUCCCCGCUGAUUUCAUAAUUCUUGACAUGGAGGAAGAUGCAAACAUUCCCAUUAUUUUGGGAAGACCAUUCUUAGCCACAGGACGAGCUUUAAUCGAUGUACAAAAAGGGGAGUUAAGGUUGCGAGUCCAAAAUGAGGAAAUAAGUUUUAAUGUCUUUGCAGCAACUGAAAUUCCUACAUGUUGCAGAGUUGAUGUGGAGAAUGAUUGUCAAGAAUCAAUUGGUAAAAAGAAGAAGAAGAAGACCAAAGAACGAUUUCGAACAGUUCGACGUCGUAUGAAAAGAUUAUUGUGUGGCAAGUUUGAAGGUUUCGAUGACAUUGGGGAUAAUUUCAAUAUUCUCAACAGUAGAAGGGAGUUUUCCUUGUAUGACACGAUGGCUCUCAAGGAUGCAAGAAGUGGACUUGACCCAAGUUGA
Molecule: messenger RNA, 2475 nt
Organism: Humulus lupulus (European hop)
Lineage: Eukaryota; Viridiplantae; Streptophyta; Magnoliopsida; Rosales; Cannabaceae
Exons: 1
Coding region: 1-2475 (824 amino acids)
Source: RefSeq, a predicted model, not a curated record